GGUCCGUGGCUGGAAGAAUGUGGCACACCAAGACUCCCGAAGCUGUGCCAUUCAGCUGGACUGAUGCACCGAGUGAUUCGUUCCGUGGUCGCUUCUGGCCUUGCCUGCUAUGCUGGACUGCCGCACACGACUCAAAGCAUCGACUUAUGCAAGUUGGGCCUUGGGCCCUGGCUGACUGGGUGCGGGUUGCCUGACCGCUCCGUGCCUUCCCUCCUCGCUCUCAAAGUUCAGCCGACGAGUUUGUCCCUCGAAAGACAAUGCGACGCUAGUCCUGGCCAUCCCUAUUGUUGCAUCGUAUAUAUGGUCAGCUCCAACUACUGUUGCGAGCCUUGGAACCGCAACAGCGAGCACCUCGUCCACUGUCUAGCCUCACCUCUCGUCCUCCUGGCUUCCUGACAGCCCAAUCCACAGCCUUCCCAAGGCUCAUCGACUGCGGAAAAGACUAUUUGGCCGUGUUGCUGCCCAAAACCCGCAUUUCGCCGACAACGCCUGGCCCUCACCUGCACACCCUCUCUGCUGCCCAUGCAGGUGGCCCC
Microdochium trichocladiopsis is the source of this 536-nucleotide messenger RNA. RefSeq lists its product as uncharacterized. The coding region runs from base 64 to 396 and encodes 110 amino acids. The transcript has a single exon. The record is from RefSeq and is a predicted model, not a curated record. NCBI's taxonomy places the organism in Eukaryota, Fungi, Ascomycota, Sordariomycetes, Xylariales, Microdochiaceae.